Molecule: messenger RNA, 12299 nt
Organism: Cygnus olor (mute swan)
Lineage: Eukaryota; Metazoa; Chordata; Aves; Anseriformes; Anatidae
Product: E3 SUMO-protein ligase RanBP2-like
Exons: 48
Coding region: 258-10883 (3541 amino acids)
Biological process (GO): protein folding; protein peptidyl-prolyl isomerization; NLS-bearing protein import into nucleus
Cellular component (GO): cytoplasm; nuclear pore
Molecular function (GO): GTPase activator activity; peptidyl-prolyl cis-trans isomerase activity; protein binding
Source: RefSeq, a predicted model, not a curated record
CCGGGGGCGAGCGCCGUUGGGCGCGCGGGGGGAGAUUUGCGUAACGCGCGGCGGCUCCUGCGCACCCUCCGCAGGGCGGGCGCCGCAGGGGCGCGCGGGAACGUGCGUAGCGUGCGUAGCGUGCGUAGCGUGCGUAGCGUGCGCAGCGUUCCUAAGGUGGGGCGGAGACGCUGCGCGGCUGUUGCCCCGCCAGGAGCGGUGUGGCGCGGCGCGGAGCGGAGCAGAGCCCGGCUGGGCUCGGUGUGGCCGCGAUCGCCAUGUUGAGGCGCAGCAAGGCCGAGGUGGAGCGCUAUGUCGCCGCCGUGCAGGCCGCUGCGCCUUCCCUGAGAGAGAAAUCGUUGAAAGGAUUCCUUUUUGCUAAGCUGUAUUUUGAAGUAAAAGAGUAUGAACUUGCUAAAAGGUACAUAUGUACAUACCUCAGUGUGCAAGAGAGAGAUCCGAAAGCACACAGAUUUCUUGGACAAAUUUAUGAAGCUGAGGACAACACAGAAAAAGCUUUUGGAUGUUACAAGCGUUCUGUGGAGUUGAACCCAGCGCAGAAAGAUCUAAUACUGAAGAUAGCUGAGUUACUGUGCAAUAAUGACGUCACUGAUGAAAGAGCAAAAUACUGGGUUGAAAAAUCUGCUAAGUUGUUUCCUGGAAGCCCUGCUGUUUACAAGUUGAAGGAGCAGUUGCUGGAUUGUAAAGGUGAAGAUGGAUGGAAUCAACUUUUUGACUUGAUUCAAGCAGAGCUCUAUGCAAGACCAGAUGAUAUCUACAUUAACAUCAGACUAGUUGCACUCUACCGGUCAAAUAAUAGGCUGAGAGAUGCUGUUCUCCAUUGUCAGGAGGCAAAGAAGAAAAUACCUUUGCAGUCAAGCUUGGAAUGGUGCUCCUGUGUCAUAGAGACAUUUGAGGAAUACCUGGAAUCUGUACAAGACUUGGAGUCUGAUAAAAGUAAUUGGAGAACUAUCAAGAAAGAUCAACUGCUGGCCUAUUGCAGCUUUCUUAAAGUGACGCUAUCUUCUAGAGAUGCUCAAGAAUGCAGAGGCGCACUCAAAAAUCUUGAUCGUGUGCUUCACUCAGUGAAAACCUAUGUGAGUGGGACUGACGAGUUGUCUCGUACCUUCAUCGAAAUGAAAGGACAGUUAUACAUGCAUGCUGGAACUUUGCUACUGAAAUUGGCUCAGCAGAACGAGGCACAGUGGAAAGAGGCUUGUGAACUGGCAGCAUUGUGUUACUUGAUAAGUUUCCAGGUUCCUAAACCAAAGUCAAAACUAAUAAAAGGGGAGCAUACUGGACAAGAUACGCUGGAAAUGUUGGCCUGUGAUCGGAAAAGCCAGUCUGGUCAUAUGCUGCUAAAAUUGAGCCAUGGCAAGGAAGACUUCCUGAAAGAGGUUGUGGAAUCUUUGGCAAACAAAAGCGGUUCAUCUACGCUGUUUGGUAGUCUCUUUGAGAAUGGAGCUUCCAGAGAGAGGUCUUUCCUUGGUACAGAUGAUAUUGGAAAUGUCAGUAUGCAAGCACCAGUGCAAGCGGAACUUCAUAAAUAUGAUCUUGGUGCCGUUCGAAUGCACAAUGGUAGUCUCCAGCACCUCGUGUGGCUUUGUUUGCAGUGGUUCUUGAUGUCAGUGUUACCCCCAGUGCACAGAUGGCUAAAACAACUUUUUCACUUGCCCCAAGAAACAUCAAGACUAGAGACAGAUGCUCCUGAAUCCAUUUGCCUGUUAGACCUUGAAGUAUUUCUGCUUGGAGUGGUAUUCACUAGCAACUUACAAUUGCAAGAGAAGUUUAACGCUCACUACAGUGCACAUCAGCCUCAGUUCUUACCAUUGCUAGUGUGCAAACAGCUCUAUACUGAAAAGCAAAGAGCCUGGUGGGAUGCCGUUCGUACUCUUAUGCAGAGAAAAACAAUACCAGAAACAGCACUAAAACUGAGGCUUGUAGUACAGCAUGGAAUAAGUACUCUGCGAGCACUGGAAAAACAUGGCCUUCAACCUGCCUUAAUUAUACACUGGGCAAAAACACUGCAAAAAACCGGCAUUAGUCUUAACUCCUUUUAUGACCAGAAGGAAUACGUUGGACGAAGUGUUUACUACUGGAAGAGAGUCUUGAUUAUGUUGGAAAUAGUCAAAAAGAAGAGAAGUAUUCCUGAACCUACUGAUCCUCUCUUCAAACAUUUCCGUAGUGUUGACAUCCAGGUCUCGCAGGUUACAGUCUAUGAAGAAGAGGCACGUAUAGCAUUUGCAACGUUGGAUGCAGUUGAUGGCAGAACUGAUGAUGCUUUGUUAGCAUUUGAAGCUAUUAAGAAUGUCGUUUCAUACUGGAAUCUUGCUAUAAUCUUCCAAAGAAAGGCAGAGGAGAUUGAGAAUGAUGCCAUGUUGCCAGAAGAACAAGAAGAACACAAAGCCUAUCUUUUUAAAAGCAAGCAUUAUCUAAUGAAGAUCUUAGACGAAAGCUCCUCAGAUGUGUCAGUAACUGAGAAACUGCCGGUAUCUGUUGAAACUGUGAGGGAAAUGUUGGACACAGUGAUUCAGGAACUUGGAGAGAACGAUGAAGAGGGAAGUCUCGCCUUCGGAAAUGAUCUGUCACCAGCUGUGGAUUCAGAAGUGAAACAUUCCACUCCAUUGUCUAAUAACUUCUCUGUCUCACCAUCUAAGAGCUACAAGUUUUCUCCUAAAAAUCCCCCUCAGUGGGCAGAAGAUCACAGAUCUAUACUUCAAAUGAUCUGUCAGCAAGUGGAAGCUUUAAAGAAUGAGAUGCAAAAAAUGAAACACAACAAUUCCAACUCGAAUGUAUCAUCUCAUCGGUGGCCUGGUGAAAGCUAUGGAACAGAUACUAUGUCAGAUACCUAUCAGAGAGCACAAAAUCUUCAUGAAGCUCCAUUAACAGUUGCUACUACUGGCCCAUCUGUUUACUAUAGCCAGUCACCUGCCUAUAACUCUCAGUAUCUUCUCAGAACUGCUGCGACCAAUGUAACACCAACAAAGGCACCUGUCUAUGGCAUGAACAGACUUGCACCUCAGCAACAUAUAUAUGCUUAUCAACAAACAAUCCAUACACCACCUCUGCAAAACACUUCUGCUUGUGUGUUUCCCCAAGACCUAUAUGGCACGUCUUUGCGUUUUGAUGCUCCUGGGAUCAUUUCCCCUCGUGGGACUGGUGAUUACUACAAUUACAGUGUUCCACAGGCAAGCACAAAUCCACAGCUACCUGGACCUGGCUAUUUCACAAAGCCUUCAGUCACACCAACAACUUUAAAACCUGCAGAAUCAAAAAUGAUAGAAUUUCCAAAAUCUAAAUUUGGACAGCCAGGAACAGUAGAAGGGUCAAAAACACGUCUGCCAAUACCAGCACAGUCAAGUCAACCAACAACUUUUAAAUUCAACACUAACUUCAAGUCUAAUGAUGGAGACUUUACCUUUUCUUCUCCUCAAGCUACAACACAGCCUGCUAAUGCAGUUUUUAACAGCAGUGAAAGCCUUUUGGGUCUUCUGACAUCUGAUAAACCUUUACAAGAUGACAGAUAUGCUGAGCAAAAAGCAGUUAACAACCACACAACUGGUCAAAGAAAUGUAUUCAGUUUUGGUAAUAAACAUAUUUCAGGCAUCCCUUUUACCGAAGGCAUGGCACAGAAUGCACAUAAAAACUUGGCUUUUGAGAGGAGUGAUAUGUUUAGUUUCCAAGAACCAAGCAAGUCUUUAUUUAUGACUUCAACUUCUGAUUUGGCCAAUAGAAGUCAUGAAACAGAGGGAGGAAGCACCCUUGGAGAUGAGAAUGAUGAUGGUCCUCAUUUUGAUCCUGUGGUGCCCCUCCCUGACAAGAUUGAAGUAAAGACAGGUGAGGAAGAUGAAGAAGAAUUCUUCUGUAACAGAGCCAAACUGUUUCGUUUUGAUGCAGAAUCUAAGGAAUGGAAAGAAAGGGGUAUUGGAAAUGUGAAAAUACUGAAGCAUAAAGUAUCUGGCAAAUUCCGUCUCUUAAUGAGACGGGACCAAGUACUGAAAAUCUGUGCAAAUCACUACAUAAAUACUGAUAUGAAAUUAACUCCAAAUGCUGGAUCAGAUAGGUCAUUUGUAUGGCAUGCUUUGGAUUAUGCAGACGAGUUGCCAAAACCAGAACAGCUUGCAAUUCGGUUUAAAACACCAGAGGAAGCAAUGCUUUUCAAAAGUAAGUUUGAGGAGUCACAGAACAUUUUAAAAACCCUAGGAUCAAAUGUUGACACAUCUGUGACUCAGAGUAGUGGGACUGCAAGAGAAAUGACAAGUCAGGAUAUCAAGAAGUCUAAUGGAUCGACCUCAGGGACCCUGAACUCUGUAUUUCAGUUUCCAAAAGAUGGAGUGACCAGUGAAUCUGGUAACAAAGUCAGUCUUAAAUCUGUUCCAAGUGCAUCUGCCCUUCCAACUUUCUCAUUCAGAAAGGAAGCUCAGGAAACCCUUUCUUCUGGUGGGUUUGGACAGUCACUCUUGAAGAAAGAUCAAUGGGAAUGUAAGGUGUGUUCAGUUCCAAAUGAAGCAACUGCAAAGAAUUGUGUAUCGUGCCAAAGCCCAAAUGCAGAUACGUGGCAAACAUAUGGCACCCCAUCAACUGAAUCCACUCCAAGUUUCAAAGCCACCGGUAACACUGUGCAGGACAAAUUUGGAUCUGCCUUUGCUAAAAAGGAAGGUCAGUUGGAUGGCAGCAUCCGUUCUGUGAGAAACGAACCUGUUGCCUCCCAGAAUCCAAGCAAAAUGAAUACAGAAAUAUCUCCUCAAGUUUCUUUUAAAUUUGUAUUAGAUGCUCCAAAAACCAUUCAAAAUGACUUGGGAACUCCUUUUUCUAAAAAAGCAGGUCAGUGGGACUGCUCUGUAGGCCUAGCCCAAAAUGAAGCCAAUGAUGAAAACUGUCAUUCUUGCCAGAAUCCUAAAUCACAAAGUCAACCAAAUGUGCCUGUGUCUACUGCUCAGGCACUUCCAGCUCCCAGCUUCAGUUCCGUUGCUGACGCAACUGCAACUAAGCCACAGGAGAAUACAUUUGCGGAGCUUUUUGCUAAAAAGGAAGGUCAGUGGGAUUGUAAUACUUGUCUUGUAAGGAAUGAAGGUUCUUCACCAGCCUGUGUAGCUUGUCAAACACCAAAUCCAUCUGGUAAUUCUGUUAAUGAUGCUUCAUCAACAUCUACUUCUGAUUUGAAAAGUAAACUAUCUGAACCUGCCAAAGGACAACUAGGAACAGGUUUUAAGUGUGAUUUCUUAGGAAAGGGCUUUAAGUUAGGUCAUGCUGAGCAAGGCAAGACACCAGCAUUUACAUUUCAAAUUCCUGCUGAUUCUGAAGUGAAGUCUGCAAAGGAAGGAUUUAACUUUUCAAUGUCAGUGCCUCCAGGUGGAUUUAAAUUUAGCAUACAGGAACCUAGCAAAAAUGCUACUAAGAAAGAUGAUCCAUCCAAAGAGUGUACAGCUGGCAGCUUAAAAAAUGUUGAUGAAAAAGACAAAAAAGAACUGCCUUCAGAUAGUGGAAUUUCCCUCCAAUCUCAAGAAACUGCAAGCAAGGAGAAGGUUGACUUUGUUUUUGGCCAAAAUAGCAGCACUUUUACUUUUGCCGAGCUUGCAAAAAGUACCCCUGGGGAAGGCUUUCAAUUUGGCAAAAAGGACCCUGACUUCAAAGGCUUCUCAGGUGCAGGCGAAAAGCUGUUUUCUUCACAGGUUUCUACUAAAACGGAUCACAAAGCAAGCACCUCUGCUGACCUUGGUGAGAAGGAUGAUGAUGUGUAUAAGACUGAGGAUAGCGAUGAUAUCCAUUUUGAUCCUAUAGUUCAGAUGCCUGAAAAGGUAGAACCGUUCACUGGAGAGGAAGAUGAGAAAGUGCUAUACUCACAAAGAGUGAAGUUAUUCAGGUUUGAUCCAGAAACAAGCCAGUGGAAAGAACGUGGGGUGGGCAACCUGAAGAUUCUUAAAAACGAAGUUAAUGGCAAAGUAAGAAUACUAAUGCGACGUGAGCAAGUACUGAAGGUGUGUGCGAAUCACUGGAUAACGACAACAAUGAACUUGAAACAGCUCUCUGGCUCAGACAAAGCGUGGAUGUGGAUGGCCAGUGACUUCUCUGAUGGUGAUGCGAAGCUGGAACAGCUGGCAGCAAAAUUCAAAACACCAGAGCAAGCUGAGGAAUUCAAACAGAAGUUUGAAGAAUGUCAGAGGCUACUGCUAGAUAUACCGUUGCAGACACCUCACAAACUUGUCGAUACAGGUAGGACAGCUGAACUUAUACAGAAAGCAGAAGAAAUGAAGAGUGGCUUAAAAGACCUCAAAACAUUUCUGACAGAUGACAAAACUAAACUGACAGAAGAGGAAAAUGUAAACUCUGCUUCUGCCAGUAGUACUUCUGAUUUGGUUGUAAAGCCCCCCGCUGAAAGUACCGGGCCCGCUCUGGAAUGGGAUAACUGUGAUUUGCGUGAGGAAGCUUUGGAUGACAGCGUAAGUAGCUCCGUGUACGCAUCACCUCUUGCAAGUAGCCCUGUACGGAAAAAUCUGUUUAGAUUUGGAGAGUCUACUACAGGCUUUAAUUUCAGCUUUAAAUCUGCCUUGAGCCCAUCCAAAUCUCCUUCCAAGCAGAACCAGAGUAGAACAUCUGUAGGCACAGAUGAAGAUUCUGAUGUUACUCAAGACGAGGAGAGAGAUGGGCAGUACUUUGAACCUGUGGUACCUCUGCCUGACCUCGUGGAAGUGACCAGUGGUGAGGAAGACGAGCAAGUUGUCUUCAGUCACAGAGCUAAACUCUACAGAUAUGACAAAGACACUAAUCAGUGGAAAGAGAGAGGUAUUGGGGAGAUCAAGAUACUGCAGAACUAUGACAACAAACAAGUGCGUAUAGUAAUGAGAAGGGACCAGGUACUAAAACUCUGCGCCAAUCAUAGAAUAACACCAGAUAUGAAUAUGCAACAAAUGAAAGGAUCUGAUAGAGUGUGGGUAUGGACCGCGUGUGACUUUGCAGAUGGAGAACGGAAAGUCGAGCUUCUAGCUGUGCGAUUCAAACAGCAAGAUGUGGCAGACUCAUUUAAGCAGAUUUUUGAUGAAGCAAAGAAUGCCCAAGAGAAAGGAACACUGAUAACGCCUCUUUAUUCUCGUGCCAAUACACCAAAAGAAUCUCCAUGUGGUAAAAAUGCUGUAGCUGUACUGGAAGAAACUACUAGAGAAAGAACCGACCUCAGCCAGGGCGAUGAUACUUCUGAGGUAACUGUAGAGGCCUCAGAGGUGUCGAGCACAUCUGAAACGCCAACAAAAACAGUGGUUUCUCCUCCGAAGUUCGUAUUCGGAUCUGAAUCUGUCAAGAGCAUUUUCAGUAAUGAAAAGUCAAAGACAUUCACAUUUGGAAAUACUUCGGCCACUGGUUCUCUCUUUGGGUUCAGCUUUAAUUCUCCAAGAAAAGGCGAAGGCAGUAUUCCAGCGUCGGAGAAGGAAGUAGCUGGACCAAGAAGCUCCAGUGCACUGCAGAAGCCUCAAGACAGCAAGGCAUGCAACUUGGCUACUUCGACACAUGAUGGGCCUGCCAACUUCUCAUUUAGAAUUGUGGAAAAAGCUGAGGAGAAGACAGUGCCAGAAGAUGAUCUUCCAACUGAUGAGGUUAUAAUUGUUUACGAGUUAACACCUACCCCUGAGCAGAGAGCUCUUGCUGGCUUUCUUAAACUACCUUCAACAUUCUUCUGCUAUAAGAAUAAGCCUGGAUAUGUGAGUGAGGAGGACGAUGAUGAAGACUAUGAAACAGCUGUUAAGAACCUUAAUGGAAGACUCUAUCAAGAAAAGAAAAGGAAAUUACAAGGUUCUGCAAAAGAUAUGCCUGAAAACACAACAGGAGACAUCACAGGCAAAACUGACUUGAAAACUGAAGGAGAAUGUGUUACUGCUGAAAACACUGAAGAGAAUGAUGUUACCAGCUCUACUGAUUUAGUCUCUACAACUAAAGAAGAACCAACUGAAUCAGCUGAUGAGGCGAUAGCACACGUGCAGUCAGCUGAAGAGCCAGAUUCCAGCACAGGCAAUACUUCAGACAUCUCACUUGCGUAUCAGGCUUCCAAAAACUCUGGAUACCUGGCUUUCAACUCAGUCGAUAACACCUUACCAUCCUGUUUGGCUGAAAGUGCACAAGAAAAUGGUGAACAGAAUAUUACUGGUGGUUUGGUAGGGAAGACUGAGAGUGGAACUGAAGCUCAAGAAUUCAAUAGGCAAGGCCUAAUACUACCUCACAUCAGUCAGAUUUAUAACGAGUUGCAUGUCACCUAUCAGGAGCUCCAGAGAGAGCGUUCAGCACGGGAACAAUAUGCACUGGAACUUCAGAGACUAGAAUGUUUUCUAGUUCAGCGAGAAACAUUGCUUUACAGACGUGAAGCAGCUUUGGCUGAAAUGAAACGUGCUGAGGAAGAAGUUCAGGCAAGAUUUGGAAUUAUAAAAAAGCAACAUGAGACAGAAGUGAACCGAAUGAGGGAAACCUUGAGACGAGUGACUGAGGAAAAUAGUAAACUGAAGUCAUCAUUUAAUAGUGUGAUGGAAGAGGAUGACUCCCUAAGAAAACAGUUAAGUGACGCGAACGAACAGAACAAGAUGUUAGAAGAUCGAGCAAGAAGCAUGCAAGCUCAGUUAGACAAUUUACAGCAACAUGAGGCAGAAAUGAACCAAAUGAGAGAAACCUUGAGACAAGUGACUGAGGAAAAUAGUAAACUGAAGUUAUCAUUUAACAGUGUGAUGGAAGAGGAUGACUCCCUAAGAAAACAGUUAAGUGACGCGAACGAACAGAACAAGAUGUUAGAAGAUCAAGCAAGAAGCAUGCAAGCUCAGUUAGACAAUUUACAGCAGAAGAAUGCAUCUUUAAUGGCACAGAAGUCCAAGGAUUCAGGAGAAGUGGUGCGCCCAUGUCAACCUGUUAAGGAGGGAAAAGAGACAGGAGCAUCAAAAAGUGUUAAGCAACAUGAGGCAGAAAUGAACCAAAUGAGAGAAACCUUGAGACAAGUGACUGAGGAAAAUAGUAAACUGAAGUUAUCAUUUAACAGCGUGAUGGGGGAGAAUGACUCCCUAAGAAAACAGUUAAGUGACGCGAACGAACAGAACAAGAUGUUUGAAGGUCGAGCAAGAAGCAUGCAAGCUCAGUUAGACAAUUUACAGCAGAAGAAUGCAUCUUUAAUGGCACAGAUGUCCAAGAAUUCAGGAGAAGUGGUGUGCCCACGUAAACGUGUUAAGGUGGAUAAUGAGACAGGAGCAUCAAAAAGUGUUAAGCAACACGAGAAAGAAAUGAACCAAAUGAGAGAGACCUUGAGACAAGUGGCUGAGGAAAAUAGUAAACUGAAGUCAUCAUUUAAUAGUGUGAUGGAAGAGGAUGACUCCCUAAGAAAACAGUUAAGUGACGCGAACGAACAGAACAAGGUGUUAGAAGAUCGAGCAAGAAGCAUGCAAGCUCAGUUAGACAAUUUACAGCAACAUGAGACAGAAAUGAACCAAAUGAGAGAGACCUUGAGACAAGUGGCUGAGGAAAAUAGUAAACUGAAGUCAUCAUUUAACAGUGUGAUGGGGGAGAAUGACUCCCUAAGAAAACAGUUAAGUGACGCGAACGAACAGAACAAGGUGUUAGAAGAUCGAGCAAGAAGCAUGCAAGCUCAGUUAGACAAUUUACAGCAGAAGAAUGCAUCUUUAAUGGCACAGAAGUCCAAGGAUUCAGGAGAAGUGGUGCGCCCAUGUCAACCUGUUAAGGAGGGAAAAGAGACAGGAGCAUCAAAAAGUGUUAAGCAACAUGAGGCAGAAAUGAACCAAAUGAGAGAAACCUUGAGACAAGUGACUGAGGAAAAUAGUAAACUGAAGUUAUCAUUUAACAGCGUGAUGGGGGAGAAUGACUCCCUAAGAAAACAGUUAAGUGACGCGAACGAACAGAACAAGAUGUUUGAAGGUCGAGCAAGAAGCAUGCAAGCUCAGUUAGACAAUUUACAGCAGAAGAAUGCAUCUUUAAUGGCACAGAUGUCCAAGAAUUCAGGAGAAGUGGUGUGCCCACGUAAACGUGUUAAGGUGGAUAAUGAGACAGGAGCAUCAAAAAGUGUUAAGGUACUACUGAAUUCAAAAGUUUACGACCUCUUAACUAUUCUUAUGGACUGGAUCUCAAACCAACACCUUAGCAAAAUAGAAAUACAAGGAGAGAGAGAGGGCAAUGAUAAACCUCAGUGUGCUAAAGAAAACUACACUCCAGAAAAUUGUAUGAAGCUUUUGCAUAUGGUCACUGGACAGCUCCAGUGGAUGCCAUUUGUGGAUCCUAAACUACAUAUGCCUGUGAUUCAAUUUAUCUACUGGUCUCUAAGGCAGAUAAAUACUGGUAGUAAGCAUGCAAGCAUGACAUCAACAAUGGAGAGACUUGGAGAAGUUAUUUUCAAAGGCGUAGUACAUAAGGGAUACCUGCAAAAAUGGUCUGAAAAGUCUACACAGAGUAAACCAAAAACUGCACUUUUCUUUAAAAGCUCCUUUAUGCCUUUGAGGUUUCUGUCAACUUUAAUUUUGCUUGAAACAGCGAAACGAGUGAGUUACCUGACUCGGGCAUUUCAUUCCCUUUGCGUGGACUUGAAGACAGAUGAAGGAAAGAUGUUAUUUUUGCAAUACCAAUGUGUGCCUGUCAUACUAAGCCACUUAACUAUAUCAAGAAAAUGUCUCCUUUCUGGUGCUCUUGAUGCAUUAAUUGAGAUGGCCAGGAGCUCUGAUAAAAGUUUGGGGGACUUGUCCUUCCUUGUCCUUUCCAUCAAGAUAGAUUUCCUGCAAACCAGCAAACUAGCCAAGGUGUGCACCCAAAAGACUAAAAUGCCUUUAGCUUCUGUCGCAUCUUUCUUGUGCGGGCCUUACUGGUUAUUUUUUGAUAUUUUUACUUCUGUGGCUGGCAGACCUUCUGCUCUUAUGGGGGGGGUGAGGGGUUGUUAGACCUCAUUAAAAAAGAACAACUUUUCAUACAAUCUGUCUUGUUAUAAUCGUAGUUCCUGGCCUCCAAGGUGUAGGUUUUUGUUCUGGUCUUUUCUGUUCCUUGUAAACUUCUGUUCAGUCCAACUGACUUCUGUGACAUAAGGAAUCCUGUUCUAUUUUUAACCUUUUUUAUUGCUUUUUUUUGUGUGUGUGUGUGAUUGUCAUUUGAGAAUGGCGCUGGUCUCCCGUACAUCCCGUGUCACAGCUGCGUGAAGGUCUUGCACAUCUAGGAAGCUGAAGAGCAAUUCAUACCAUCCUGAGGUCAACACGUAUUGGGUGAUGGGCUGAAGCUGUCCUUGGGGUCUCUUAACUCGGGGUCACCCACGAAGGCAUCCACACUCGAGGGGCCUUGCGCUCACUGUUAUCUCGCCUGCCCUCCGUUGUGCUAUAACCACUGGCUCUUACCAGGCCCAGCUGUUGAUGACAAGAGAAUCAGUUAAACUCAGCAAAUGGUUCCAAUCUUGCAGGUGACUGUGUUAGAGACAACAGCUCAUUAGCAAGCUGUUCGGUGUUGUUACUGUUUCUUUCAAGUGUUUUCUGUUUCUGUGGUCCUUAUGUAACUUUUCCAUGAGCUAACUUUCCAUCACUCCGUUGGGUUGGUCCAGUCUCCUGGCAGAUCCACAUGCAAUUAGAAAUGAAGCAAAACUGUAAUGGUUAAUUUGUGAAAACAUGAACUUCAAGCUGGUGUUCCUGACAGUCUUCAUUUUCUGAGGUGACAGAGCUUUAGCUAUAAAACAGAAUUUUCUGAAUAACUAUAGCUGGUGAGAUUUGAUGCUGUGAGUGACUGAUUACUUUGAGGGUAAAUUUCAGAUGAAUUCUGUCAACAGUGAUAAAUUGCUCAUUGUUCAUUGCAGUCUACCAAUCAAGUUAAGUUAAUGUAACUACAAAAUGCUGCAUUUUUUAUGGUUACAAUGGGAGGCUUUUGCAGAUUAUUUAAAAUUGUGUCAAAUCCUGACAGGAUAGAUUCCAAUUUAGUUUUUCUACAGUAGUUAAUAAAAACAAAAUCUGUGCAGAGAUGAAACAGGAAAAUAUUUAAAAAUAUACAGUUUUUAUUCUUCCAGUUCAUCAGAUAGACAGGCAUUUAAAUUAUAUGCUUACUUUGUACAUUUUUGAUUAUUUAAAAUAUAUUCUGCAAAAGCUUAUUUGAAAUGAAUAUAUAAACAAUGUAUGAAAAAUCUCUUUAAAUGCAUGUCUUUAUCAGUUUGCUUUCAUGUAAUUGAACUUUGUAAGACUUGAGAUAUUAUUUCCACCUUGGCUCUUCUGUUUUAUAGCAAAAAUCUCUCAGCAUAUUUUUUAUAUAGUUUUAUAAACCUCACAGUUAAAACAUUCUUACAGUGUAUAUGUGUGUAUAUAUAUAUUAAUAAAGUAUUUUUAAGA